Messenger RNA from Porites evermanni, 4998 nucleotides. The record is from the annotation of a GenBank genome assembly. NCBI's taxonomy places the organism in Eukaryota, Metazoa, Cnidaria, Anthozoa, Scleractinia, Poritidae.
UGUCCGCAAGACGGAUGGGUUCACUACGGAAACUUCAGUUACCUCGUCAUCGACAUUCCAACUCUGAAAUGGAGCGAUGCUAGACGAACAUGUGAGAUACUUGGAGGAGACCUUGCUAUCGUAAGAUCCGCUGCUGAGAAUAACUUUAUAUUUGACUUGAUCAAAAAACAGAAAACAAUCACAAAUUGGGGUGUUUGGCUCGGUUUGGUUCGGAAAGCCGACACUAAGUUCUACUGGAUUGAUGACACUCCUAUGGCGAACGGAUACACGGCUUGGUUAACAGGAAAACCUGAUAGCGUUAGCCAAAAGUGCGCGCACAUGUAUGGUACAGGAGGCCGAGCGGGCAAAUGGGACGACGUAUACUGUGAUAACAGUCCAUCGUAUUUCACGUCUUCCCCUGUUAUUCUUUGCAAGAGAAAAAAAAAUAACUAAAUGGCUUACGUCCAUAAGGCAGUGUAAGAUUCAAAGUCUAGUAUAAACAUGAAAUAUUCAAAUUAAGAUGAAAUGACUUCUUAUAUUAGACUGAUAAGAUAAUAAAGGGCAAUAAAGAAGAGAAAUUAAGUAUUGGUUACUCCUGUUCAAGGUAAAAAAGGUGUUAUGGCAAAAUGUUCCUUUUGCUUUUCGUUUUUACUUGCACUUACUCGCUAUCGUGUUUCGUUUUUUUUUUCCUCACUCUGGUAUAUUUUGCUAAUUAUGCUCCUUUCUUAUUCGCGCCGUAUGUAAAUUUGGUCGUAUAUAUUUUGUUAUCUCGCCCUUUUUAAGGCAGUGUUUUUAACGUGUCUUUAGUGUUCGUUAAUCUAUGUUAGUUUUUUCUCGUUUCCCCGAACUCCAAACGUUGUAAACGUCCUCAGUGUUUGGUAAGCAGCCUCGCUUUUUCUCGUUUCCUUGCAUUUCGUUUUGUGGUCGUGUUUAGGUUGUUUAUGUCUGUAUUGUAACGUUCAUUUUUUUCGCACUUUGAAGGAAUUUACUCUAUUCGCGUUCACAUGUAGUAAAACAUUUGCUGAGGUCUUCUUGCGUGUUUUCAUCGAUGCAUCCCUUGCCAUUGUUAUAUUUUGGUUCCAUAUUUAGGUGCUGCUACUCUUAAUAUUUAGUGAAUCUACUGCCAUAUGGUCUAUUUAUGUUAGCCUCCGAGGAAAGGAACGAAAGGGAUGGGGGGAAAAGGAAAAAGGGAGGGGGUUGGAUAUAGUAGCCUGUUUCCGGCUUCUCCAAGAAAACGCGAAAACGCACGGGAGCUGGGGACAAAGAGGGCUUAGGACCAGUUCAAAUGCCGAACUUUUCAUGAGCCGAACUUGAUAGCUAUUUGGCUCGACCCAAACGAUAAAAGUUCGAUGGUUGAUUCAGACGUCGAACUUGAUUCGCUUUUACAAUGUGCAAUAUUCUACAAUGUUUACCGAUAAAAAUCCUGCCACGCAGGCUACAGACGAUCUAUUUUCACCGAGAAUGGAUAUGUUGUAGUUAAUUCUUUAUCUAAGGUAAUUAAUAUUUUUCUUUUGUUUCAACUUUCUAAGCAUAAAUUACCAUACCCAGAAACAAAAGAAAAACAAAAACUACCUGAGAUAAAAAAUUAGCUACAAGAGAUACUCAUUAUAGGAAAGACCCUACUCAGUUCGAUACAAAAGAUACGACAUUCACGACUUGUAUUCACUGCACUUGGUUUAAAAGCUAAUCAUUAUUUCAGCUUCCUAUUACCGUUUUACUAAAUUAUCACUGCGAGAAUCACUGAUGAAGCUUUAUAGAGAAGUCACCAAGUCUCAUAAACUAAGGUGACAAAUUUCAUGCCUAAAAGAAAACGCCUUUCGAAAUCAAACUUGAGAAAAAUGAUCUUUCUUUUCUUUUUAAAAAUCAUACAAGGUAUAUCCUAUAUCUUCUCUCAGUCAAUUACUUAACUAAGAAAUAAGUUACAUCAUGAUUGUUUGUUUAUUUGUUUUUCGCAAUGGACAAGUUUUUUUGUCUGCAAUACUUGUAGAUUUCUUGACUGGGGAGGAGGGAAGAGGCUUGUUCGACUGUCACCAUAAAACCCCCAGCAGCUACGCCUUAGUGUUCUGUCUGCACGAUCUGAACGCCUGGAACAGACUAUCUAAUAACAGUAUUGGGCUAAUUCGCCACGUAGACCACAAUGCACCUUGUUUUGUGCACCUUGUUUUUUGCAUAACGAUUGUUUUCAGUUCCAGGGUAUUAUAGUUAUCCCAAGAGAAACCCAAGAAACUGGUUAUGCAAAAUUUUGUAGGGUAAACAAGGUACAUUAUGGCAUGUGUGAAUGUGGUGAAUGUAUCGUGAAUAAACUUUUUCUGGCUCAAUUCACAUUAUUGAGCCCGUAAUCAGGCGUAAACACACCAGCGUCUUUCAAACUGUUAAAAGGGAAGAUGGAAAAAGGGGAGUGGAUGGUGAAGAAGUCGACUCUCACGCCGGCUAACUCCGACAUUUUCCACUUGAUACAAUUUCUUGUUAUUGUAACAACAAUCUCUCGUGCAAUUUUGUACUAUUAUCACUUUAAAUAUAUUACAUUUGAACGAUAUCAAAUCUUGAUUGCAUUUUCAUUAAGCACUUAUUGUACGGUUAAAAAGGUACUUUGCGCGGGAAAUGUGGACAAUCUAGCAUUGGACGAACUGUCGAUGAACCUAUCGACCUCUCGAGCUUCUUUGAGUGUCUAAAUAGCACAAUUGAACGGAGUAUACCUCAUAAGAAACGAAAGACUUGCCCAGUAUUUUUGUUGUCUUUUUGCUUCGCAGAGGCUUUCAUAACCGUUUUGAUUUUAAAAUUUAAAAAUGAACAGCUUUAAAUAUAAACAAAAUAAGAGAGGCAAUCUAUAACUGGAAGUGCGACUAGAGUAAUUUAUGACUCGCCAAAAAGGUGGAAUAACAAAAAUUAGUAACAUCCAACUAGUGGUCUAUUAUCAAUGCUGGGUUCUGAUUGGUUGAGCUACCACUAGGCUAUAUGUUAUAGCCUACUAGUAGCGAAAAGCGCGGGCUUUUUGGCAGCAACAAAGGAUUAAAGUCUAGCUUUAACUAGCUAAAAUUUUUUUUGUUCUCGAUAUUUUUGACCAACAAGUUAGAUUUUACUAAAACAAUUAUUCCUCUCGCCCUCAUGGCCUCUGAGUCAGCCUCAUGGGCUAUUGACUCAGAGCCCAUUCGGGCUCGAGGAAUAAUUGUUAAGUAUACUAACACAACAGAAAUUGAGAUACUUCAUUUCUAUUUCGAUUUCUUUCAGAGAACAUUAAGAAUACUUUUUUUCUCCUAUCACACUCAUUCUCUUGUAAAAUUUAACUCCGACGAAAAAUAGAGUCAGGCUGUCGGUCCAUUUUGGUAUUGCCCUGAAUGAAUAGAUUUUUACAAUGCAAAAAUAUUCAGCCUUUUUUAUACUUCAGGGCAUGAGAGGCGAAUUGUGACAUUUGCAUGGGUUGCUCGAUACACACAUCACUUCAAUCACUGCCGCUUGCCAAAUUUUUCCCUUGCAGUAAGCUUUUAUCCUUUUUUACAUCAGUACCCAACAGGUAAAAACAAUAACAGAAAAUAAUGCAUGUUACAUUCAUAAGACUCAACGGAUCGACUUUCUUAUUAUACCUAACGAUGCGAGUUUAAUUUAUGCGGUCUUCCCUGAAUGACCGCUUUGUAGUUAAUCUGUACACAACUACUGAAUGCAAAACAGCAACCCAACUUCAAUGCGAAGAAUGACAAACCGUUAGAUUUGAUAGAUGUCUCUCACUUUUUUGAUCGAUGUGUUGAACACUACUGAACAGUAUUUUGGGCAUCGAAUCUAUGACUAAGUGUUAAAGUCGUUCUUUUCUAAAAAUACUAACAAUGGAUCAUUAUUAGAGGCAAAGGAAACUUUUAAAAAUUGAUUUAUUGUGAUAAUCGUGGCAAUUUCUUGGACUUUUAGCACAAGAUGUGAGAAAUUUACUGCCCCGACACAUUACAAUAUCUUUUUCAUAUUAGAUCAUAUUAAACCAAUUGUCUACCACUGACUCAAAUAGCCAUAACUUAUUAAAUUUUCUCUUAUUAUGAUCAUUAUUUUGAUAAACUGCGACGAGAAAUUUGUUCUUGUUUAACAGACUGCAUGUGAUACGUCAGCCGCAAUGCGCCUGAAGAUAGCCUGGAGAUACUGAUGAUUCAUCAAGUGGACUAACUCAACAAAAACUUUCAUUUCUCGAGGGGCGGGCUACAUACUUUUUUGGACCUGAGAGGACUUCAACCAUGUUUGGAAAAUCAAGUAUCAUCGUCAUUGUUUUUAUCCUUGUUUCAAGCAGUUUCACCAAUGGAAAACCCAAAAGUUUCGACUCCAGCAAAUCACCGGCGCUUACAGCUCACAAAAAGCCUCAACCGAUCGAUCAAACAUUUAACAUCAACAACUGGGGACUAGGAAAACCUGAUCGAAAAGUGCUAACCGAGAUGAAAUACAAAAUUGAUUACCUGUACCAGAAAUCGACAAGCGCUAAAGGUAUAAAUUUUUUGCAAUUGAAUCAAACUUUCAGUUAAUUAAAAAGAGCGACUAAUUGUGUGAGGUUUAGUAAUAGUGCGACUUAAUGUUUGAGGCUUAUUAAUCAACUGGAAAUUUUUCUUCCUUUCAGUUUGUUCGCAAGAUGGUUGGGUUUACUACGGCAACUUCGGCUACCUCAUCAUCGACAUUCGAACCCUAAAAUGGAGCGAUGCUCGACGAACUUGUCAGAUGCUUGGAGGAGACCUCGCUAUAAUAAAAUCAGCUGCUGAGAAUAACUUCAUAUUCACCUUGCUCAAGAAACAGAAAACCAUCACCGAUUGGGGUGUGUGGCUUGGUUUUGUCCGGAAGGCGGAUAACAAGUUCUACUGGAUUAAUGACACUCCACUGGCGAAAGGUUACACGGCUUGGGCAAGCCGCCAGCCAGACAACGUGAGCGAAAAGUGUGGAAACAUGUUUGGCUCGGCAAAAGGCGCAGGAGGCAAGUGGAACGACUUACCUUGCGAUGUUACACGUCAUUGGCAGCACGCUCCAGUUAUCCUUUGCAAGAAAAAGCAAAUUAGGUGA